Anopheles funestus (African malaria mosquito) is the source of this 5581-nucleotide messenger RNA. RefSeq names its product chaoptin. The record is from RefSeq and is a predicted model, not a curated record. The transcript has 5 exons. Gene Ontology annotation, molecular function: protein binding. Lineage: Eukaryota; Metazoa; Arthropoda; Insecta; Diptera; Culicidae. Gene Ontology annotation, cellular component: extracellular matrix. Bases 765 to 4973 code for a protein of 1402 amino acids.
AAAUCAUUACCAAAAAAUCAUCGAAACGCAUUUUGGUAAUAAACAAAAGCAACGCAAUCCUUAAGAUUACACCAACACAGCGAAAAGUUCGUUUGUGUGCAUGUGUUUCUUAAUCUCGAUUGCGUGGGCUCGAACGCUUCUGAUCGACGGUGAUCGCGCGGUAUCUUAAGAGAGCCUUUGCUUCGAGAGCGAUCUGCGAUCGUUCGAAACAUGGCAAGAUGUAUAUCUCUCCAUCGCGCUCUGGUAGGGCUCUGUCAUCCUGGCCAGCACGUUCGCUCAGUUCGCAUCUUGCUGUAAGUGUGAAUGGAUCGACACUUUCCAGAGCCGAGAUCGAGCGGCGAGAGUGUAAAGAUCGUCUAACGGCCACCUGAGCGUAUUACGGCCACCAUCUUACGGUAAUCGUGAUCUGCGUGCGUGUGCGCAAACCAGUGACCAGUGUGCAACAACCUGCCCAAGCCAGCUCUCUGGCUAGCCAACGUUUGCUGCCAGCAAACCGAGCACCGAUUCGCGCGGUUGCCCGCCAUCUAACGGGUUCUCGGUGAGGAAUUCUUCGGCUGCCCUAGUAAAAAAAAACUUUAGUGCAGACAGAAUUCAGCCUCCGGGAGUUUAACAGUUUGGUGCGUUGGACGAACCGAAGAAGCCGUCCAACAUUUAGUGCUUCGUACAAAGGAAAUCAACCCACGUUCCGUUGUGUGUGUGUCUGUGUGUUCGUUUAUAUCAAAUGCGUGUGUGACAAGCAGCAACCGUCCAAAACUCACCCAAAUAUGACGCCAAUAAUUGCCGACAAUUUGCCCAGGCUGUUGCUGCUGCUCGCGUGUGCCCUAGCUUCCGUUUCGUGUGCGUGGCGCCCGUGCACCGAUCUAGACGCGCUGCUGAAAAUACCGUGCCGAUGCAACAUUGAGACCGCUGGGAACAACAGUCAGUACGUGUUCGUGAACGUAAACUGCGAUCGGACCACGCUAACAGCCCCGUUUCCGAGUGGCAUUCCGAUAAUCUCAUUUUCGCAGCGCAACAGUGGCCAUCAAACAUUGCCGGAUCUAGCCAUCCUUAAUGCGCCCGUGAGAAAGCUCGACUUCUCCAACAAUGCACUUCGAUCUUUCGGCACCAAAACACUGUUCGGUAGUGUGGCCGAAUAUCUUACCGAGCUGCGAUUGGCAAACAAUCUGCUCGGUGACAGCUUGAAUCCAAUAUUUUCUACCGAUGUCCUGCAGGCGCUUCAAGCGCUCAAGGUACUCGACCUGUCCGGCAAUCGUAUUAUCGCACUCGAGGAAAGCAUUUUCGAUGGCAAUCGACGGCUAGUGGAGCUGUAUCUGGACCAAAACAAGAUCACCACGAUCCCUGUUGCGGCUUUAAAGGGUUUGACAAGCUUAAAGUUACUAUCGCUGCGAAGCAAUCGUAUCGAUUCGCUGGAACCGGAUGCGUUCAACUUUGCCAACAAGCUGGAACGGUUGGAUCUGCGCAAUAAUCGUAUUCGCAGCCUAAAAUCGAAAGCCUUCGCUAAUCUGGGCAGCAUGAAGGAGGUCUUGCUGGCGGGCAAUCAGCUGAGCCACAUUGAUGAGCGUGCCUUGGCCGGGAUGGACAUACUGCAGAAAUUGGACCUCUCCGACAACUUGCUGUCCGAGUUCCCGUCGGAAGCGCUCGGGUCUGUAGUGUCGCUGAAGGUACUGAAUGUAUCGCUAAACAAUAUUGCCAAACUGGAAUCAAACCACUUGGCGCAGAUGAAAAACCUGCAGAUUCUUGACAUCAGCCGAAACACGAUCGCCACCAUCCUGCCGGGAACGUUCCGCGAACAGCUACUGCUCAAGUACCUUGACCUUAGUCUCAAUUCUCUCCGCACGAUCGAAGAUGAUGCAUUCGAAGGAUUGGACAACCUGCAAACACUCAUUCUUCGCGACAACAACAUACUCUUCAUCCCAGGCAGUGCGCUCGGUCGGUUGCCAAAGCUGUCGAACCUGUACCUGGACUUUAACCGCGUUGCAGCACUAUCGUCGAGCAUACUGAAAUCGAUACAGCCGGAAAAUAUUCGCUACCUUUCGUUGUCCCGCAACGUGAUCCGGGAGCUGCCGGGCGAUAGUUUUGCCGCCUUCCGCAAGCUUAUAUAUCUGGACAUUUCGGGCAACAGUCUGGGGGUGAUCGGCGAGGACACGUUCAAAGGGCUUGAGGGAACGCUGCUAGAGAUUAAACUAUCCUUCAAUCGUAUUGCAUCGCUUCGCAAGAUCGUGCUGCCGAAGUUGCGCCGACUGGACUUAAGCUCGAACAGUAUCGACGAUCUUGCGAUUGAUUCGUUCCACAGCUUGAACAAUCUGCUUUAUCUAAACAUGAGUGGCAACGAGCACAUCGGACAGGUAACGCGCACUAUGAUCUACCCGUUGACGAAGCUGCAGGUGAUCGACAUUAGCCACUGCGGGCUGAAGAUGGUACAGGCCGAUCUGUUCCACAACAACACCGAUCUGCGCAUUGCGCUGCUUAACCAUAACCAGCUGAAGGUGAUCGAGGAAGGCACGUUUUUGAAUCUGAACAAUCUGUUCGAUUUGUCGCUUGCCGACAAUGGUUUGGAGCAGUUGCGUCCACGCUCGUUUGUUAACACGGUUAAUCUACGUUCGCUGAACCUGCGACAGAACGCUUUGCAGGAGCUGCGUGCUGAUAUGUUCACGACGGAGACCGCUCUCGAGAUGCUCGAUGUGUCGCACAACAUGCUUAAGAGCUUCACUUCCAACACGCUGAAGAUACAUCCGCGCCUGAGAAAGAUUCUGCUCGCCAACAACCGGUUGGAGGUAUUUCCACCUGAACUGAUCGCCGGCCUGGAUCAUCUUGAGGUGAUCGAUCUUUCGGGCAAUCGGCUCUCUACCAUACAGCAGCUCGACUUCGGACGCUUGGUGAACCUGCGAGAGCUUUACCUGCGUUCGAACGUGAUCGACUCAGUGCAGGACAUGGCGUUCCACAAUUCCUCCCAGCUCCAAAUUCUAGAUCUUGCCGCGAACCGACUCGAUCGUUUGUCUGAACGUUCGUUCGAAGGUACGCUGCGUCUGGAGCUGCUUGAUCUUAGUGAUAACAAACUGACCAGCCUCCCGGAGCAAGUCCUGGCCAAGAGUCGCGUACAACGGCUCGAGCGUGUUUCGCUUGCCGGUAACAAGUUGGCCAGCGUCCCGGUGGCGGCCUUCGGUGAUCAACACGACACACUGCAAACGCUCGAUCUGAGUCACAACAUGAUCCGUGAAGUACCGCGCGCAGGUCAUAUGCUGAUGAUCAACACAAAACAUUUCGACUUUUCCUACAAUCCGCUCACACCCGAGGCAAUCGCUACCGUGCUUGGGCAGCCGAAAACAGUACGAUCACUGAAUCUAGCCGGUACGGGCGUCCGUGAGCUGCCAGUACUCGAGACACCGUAUCUGCGGAGUCUAAACUUGUCGUACAACAACGUCUCCGCGGUAAGUUCCAAAGCAUUCGAAAAGGUAACGCUGCUAGAACGUUUGGAUCUGUCCCACAACUCAAUCAUCGAUGCGGAUGGAUUGCGCGAUAUUUGGCCAAAGUUGGGUCUGCUCGGAUAUCUCGACCUUUCGAGCAAUCCGAUCCGCACGAUCACCGCACACACGUUCGAACGGCUGGACGGUCUGACGGAGCUCUACAUUCGCGAGCUGCCCGAACUGGCACGGCUCGAGAAGAACGCAUUCAAGCCAUUAAAGGAUCUUGCCGUACUGGAAGCGUAUCAGUACGCCAAGCUCGGCUACAUCGAUGUACAGGGCAUUGUGCAAGAGUUGCCGGCAUUGGCUGCGGUCGACAUCGAGGCAAAGGAUGCCAAUCUCGAGUCGGAUCAGCUACAAGUUUUGCACCAUCCCAAGCUGCACACGCUGGGACUGCAUGGUUACGCGCUGCAGAGUCUCUCGUCCGGUGCGUUCGCUGGUCUUCGCAACAAGUAUCUCACCGUCCGAUUGCACAACACUUCGCUGACUGCAUUGCCACCGGCUCUACUGCUACCACUGCCCCGAUCGGCCCACAUUGACUUCAGUAUCGCCGGUUCGAAGGUCAGCACACUGACGCAACCGUUCCUAAGCUCGCUGGAUGAUCGGAAAAACAGCAUCCAGAUCGAUGGACUUGCAACGAACCCGGUACGAUGCGACUGCCAGGCCCGUGCCUUCCGUCGGUGGAUUCUGGCCACGAAGGUAAGCGAUGUACGGUGCGCUAGUCCGGCACCCGUAGCUGGCAAGCUGCUUACGGAGGUCGGUGACAUCGAGCUGGUGUGUGACAAUCGUAGCAAAUCACCCACCAACCCUACCCAACCGAUGUUGUCCAGCACUGGGACCGUCCUCAGUACCGGCACUCGCACUACGCCAACGAUCAGCUUCUACAACUACACGUCCGAGGUGCAGAUGACGAAGUCUGCUGCUACCACCGAGCAUGACAUCAUCUGGAGCAUGCCGCCCGUAUCUUCAUCCUCGACGACAACCCGUUCCAAGGGGUCCAAAUCAAAGAUUGCCUCAGCAGCGAUGCCACCGCUGAAGAAGAUGCCCUCCGCAAAUGACGACACACUGAUCAUCGGCAUUGUUGGCGGCGUGGUGGUGUUCAUCUUUCUGCUAAUCAUCUGCAUCUGCAUCUGUCGGCUGAAGAUGAACAACGACAGUUACCAUCACCAUCAUCCCCGGGGUGGCCACCCGAUGCCGAUGGGUAUGCCCGGUACACUGCAGGUGAAUUACACAGGCAAGAAGGGUCAACCGGCGGCUAUGUAUCCGACGCUCGCACCGCCUUACGCGCAAAGUUACGCCACACUGCCCUACAAACCGAAUGGCUCACCUACGCAGGCCCGACCAAGCUAUUCAACUAUCGGCCGAAUACCGUACCAGUAUCAGAACCAUUCGCUCAUGUCCAGCCAGGCAGCGUUACACCAUCAGCAGCAACAGUCGUCCGGUCCUGGCACGCUGACACACUCGUCCCAUAAUCCUUACAUCGUGUACCAGGACGAUAAGGUAUAUCGAUGAUCGAGCGGGUCCGGAAGAAUACGAUCCCGUUGCCCAUAUGUAGCAUCAGCUGAGGCUUCCUUUGACACGGAAGUCUCAAAUUCACCCGAUCGGCUCUAACCUUGAGUUCGAAAACCGUGUGUAUGAGUGUGUGUGAAAGUGUAUGUAUCAUGUUUUUGCAUGUGCGUGCGUGCUAGAAUGUGUGUAUGCGUGUGUGUGAUUUUAAUCAUUAAUACAAUUAUUAUUGUUCAUGUUUUGCCUUACUUCCGCUGCUACUGGGCGCCUUACUAGGAGAUAGAUCUUUUCAAUUUGCGCGCUAUUACUUUUACUGAAGGGAACGUUCGUUCUCCCCCUCUCAUGAUCCUUCAUUUUUCUCUUCAUUGUUCUUUAACGGUAGAACUAGUUUGGUUUGUAAACGUUGCCUAUUCUAGGGAACAGAAAAUAAUGCUCAAUAUAAUUUUACCCUUUAGUGAACCUAUUUAAUAAACGUUUUUCACCUCUUGGUGCUGCCAAUCGAGUAGGGUAACAGUGAUCGAUCUGGCCUGUUAGAUAGUGCGGAGUGGAAUACAGUGAAACGGCGGGCUUUGUAAGUAAAUCUGCAUAAUAAAUAAAUAGAACUAAUGACAACA